This is a messenger RNA of Merops nubicus (carmine bee-eater), 7037 nucleotides long. RefSeq names its product hydrocephalus-inducing protein homolog. The transcript is spliced from 40 exons. The annotation marks the transcript as partial. Gene Ontology annotation, biological process: axonemal central apparatus assembly; cilium movement. The record is from RefSeq and is a predicted model, not a curated record. Gene Ontology annotation, cellular component: axoneme. NCBI's taxonomy places the organism in Eukaryota, Metazoa, Chordata, Aves, Coraciiformes, Meropidae.
GAGGGGGAUGUCUGGCCAAAUUCUUCAGCUGAAAUUAAUGUGAUCUUUCAACCCCAAGAAGCCAGAGUCUAUCAACAAACGGUCUACUGCGACAUCUCAGGCCGUGAGACCAGGCUGCCCCUGCGCCUCAAAGGGGAAGGCACAGGGCCCCGGCUCUGCUUCAGCUUCCAGCAGCUGGACGUGGGGAAGGUGUUCCUUGGAUCAGCCCACAGCUAUGAGGUGAUCCUGUUCAACAGAGGAGCCAUCGAUGGUUUCUUCAGCUUAGUCCCUCCAGCUACAGCUCUGGGCUCCUGCUUCACCUUUCUCCCCCAAGAGGGCAUCAUUUUGCCAGAUGGGCUUCAAGUUAUCCAGAUCUCCUUCAGUUCCACCAUUCUGGGGCAGUUCACAGAAGAAUUCCAGUUCAGUGUGAAAGGAUCCCCUGAGCCUGUGACCUUAACCAUCAGGGGCUGUGUCAUCGGACCAACUUUUCAUUUCAACGUGCCUUCCCUCCACUUUGGUGAUGUCUCCUUUGGCUUUCCUCACACCUUGUCCUGUCGCCUCACUAACACCUCCUUGGUGCCCAUGACCUUCAACCUUCGCAUUCCUGGGGACGGCUCAGGAGAGCCCAGCGUGACCAGUUUUGUGCAGGUGGUGGACAACACUCACCCAUCCUGGAGGAAGGGAGCCCGGGGUCGUGUCAGGCCGACCGAAUUUACCAUCAGACCCCGCAGAGGGACCAUCCGCUCCCAGGGAUUCGUGGACAUCCAGGUCACCCUGUGCUCCAACACAGUGAGGAGAUACGAGCUGGCACUGGUGGUGGACGUGGAUGGUGUUGGCAAGGAGGUGUUGGCACUGCUCCUCACAGCCAGAUGUGUGGUUCCUCCUCUGCGAGCUCUCAACCCCGUCGUGACGUUUGGGCGGUGCUUUCUCCAGUUCCCUUCCCAGCGGAUGCUGACCCUGGUCAACGAGAGCGACCUUCCGGGCUGCUACGGGGUUCUGCCUCAGGUUGGGCAUCACCUCUGCCUCCUCCCUGUUCCCUGUGGGAUUCUCCAUCCUCACAGCUCAGUGGAGGUCCCGUUCACACUCGAAGCCCGGGUGUUGGGAGAGCAGGACACUGUUGCUUACGUGGCCGUGUUUGGGAGUGAAGGAACCCCACUGAAAAUCCAUUUAGUGAGCACUGGAGAAGGACCAGUUGUCUACGUGCAACCGAGUAAGAUAAAUUUCGGCAGCAUCCAAGUUCUACAAGAUGUUUCCCGAGCUCUCCACCUCUCCAAUCAGGCCGUCAUCCCUGCAUCCUUCUGGACAGAGAUGACUGGCAAAUGCUCAUGCUGGAGGAUUGAACCCAGUAAAGGAGUGAUCCCCCCCGAGACUGAGGUGGCUCUGGCUGUCAUAGCCAACUUGGAUGACACGGAGAGGCUGAAGGAUGAGGUGAAGCUGUUCAUAGAGAACAGCUGUAGCUACAUCAUCCCCGUCCAGGCUGUCGGUGUUGGCACCACGAUCGUCACCGACAGACCCUUGGCUCCGGAGCUCAACUUGGGACCCCACUUCAGCCUGGAUCCCUGCUGUUACUGCUUCAAGGUGACCAACAGAGGACGACGCACCCAUCAGCUCUUCUGGACAAGGGAAGGGGUCACCCCCUUUGGGCAGCGUGGUCGUCUCCCUGCCAUCAGCAACACCAAGGGGAAAGGCUCCUCCCAGAGCCCCGGCCCUGCCUGCCCCGUCUUCACACUUCGACCGUCCAGGAUGGAGCUGAUGCCAGGCAAGACAAUGGAGAUGGUGCUGGAAGUCUCCUCCAGCAUUCCCCAGGUGGUGAAGGAGCGGCUGCGGUGUCAUGCUGUGGUGGGGAGCAAGGUGGAGAAGGUGCAGAUAAUGCAGGUGGACGUCACCUGUGAGUUCAUUGCUCCCGUUCUCCAGAUGUCCUCCAGAGAAAUCACUUUCCGGGUGGAGAAGCAGCCUAGUGAUGUCCUAACUCUUCAGUACAAGCCUCUUUCUUUGAAAAACAUCUCCUCCCUGCCAUUAAGCAUUGUGCUGGCCUUAGGACAACCCUUUGUGAUCUGCAACAGGGAGCAGCAGCCCCUCCCUGCAGAUGUUCAGCCCAUGAAGCUGGAGACAGGAGAAGAACUUCAUCUCUCCAUCAGCUUUAAUCCUGCUUAUGAAGAGGAUUUGACUAUUCGGGUAGUAGAGAAGGCUCUGAAGAUCCAGUUUCUUGAGCACCCUCACGAGGAGCACAUGAGCAUUCGGGGAGAGGUCUACUUCCCAAACGUCCAUCUCCAGACCAUGGCCCUGGACUUUGGCUGCAUCUUGAAUGACACUGAGGACGUGCGUUACAUCGAGAUGACCAACUGCAGCCCUCUUCUCGUCCAGUACCACUGGUCGUUCCUCACGGGCAGCCACGUCAGCCACAUGAGGUACGUGCACCUUUGCCCUCUCCGUGAAGCUCUUAUGGUGCCACUAUCCAGUGCUAUGGAGCUGGAAGGGGCUGUGGAGCUGGAAGGUGCUGCAGAGACUCAAAGCCCAUUAGAGAUCAAGGAGUUGAUGCAGUUUGUGGAGACAGAGCCCCUUGCCUUGGGAGUGGAGGAGGUUUUUGACGUCCUGCCUCUCCACGGCGUGCUGCAGCCGGGUGAGAGCCAGCAGGUCACCUUCACCUUCUUCGGCCACGCCAACGUCGUCGCCCGGGUCGCGGCGCUGUGCAGGGUUGAAGGAGGUCCCACCUACCAGCUGGAGCUCAGGGGGGAGGCUUCGCUCAUCAGCUACUUCGUGGACAACAUGGAGAUUGACUGCGGGCUGCAGCUCUUUAAUGAAGUCACCGAAGCAGAGGUCACCCUGCAGAACAGAGGCAAGGUGGCAUUCACCUACGUGGUCCCCAGCCCCAGUGUGGCCACCAUGGAGAGCCCUCAGCCUGGCGUGCCCCUGGUCGUGCCCAGCAAGGGUUACCUUGGACCUGGCAUGGAGCAAGUCCUGAAAGUCUAUUACCUGCCAGGAGUGCCUGGAGUCUUCUGCAGGACUUUCCAGAUCCAAGUGGGUCACCUGGAACCAGCAGAAAUCUCCCUGAAAGGAGAGGGGAGCUUUCCUAGGAUCUGCUUGGACCUACCAAGAAGCAUCAAAGGAAAUGAAAAAUAUGAGAAGGUCCUCAAAGAGGUGAAAGAAAAGAUGGAAAAAGACAGGGAGGGAGGUGAAGCUGUUGUUGUGGAGGAGCCUGAGGCUGCAGAGCCACGCGUGGAAGAUUCAGACAGCAUGUUGGACACUCAGCUGCAGAUGAGGCUGGAGGAGAUGCUGAUGGAAGAACACGCCCUGGAGCAGCAGAAAGCUCUCGCCUUCAGUCCCCGAGAGGACACUAGCUUUGACCAGCGUGCUCGUCGGAGGCUUCUCAAAGCUCAGCUGCCAGAGUACAUCCUGGACCUUGGCUACGUCAUUCUUGGUAGCAUCCAGACACACAUUGUGAAGAUCACCAACACCGGGCAGUUCCCCGUGUCCUUCCACGCCGAUGGACGGGUCCUACGUGACACAGGUUUCAGCGUGGAGCUGGACCGUGUGAAGCACCUGCCCUACUGUGAGACCGAGACCUUUGAAGUCCGCUUUGACCCCCAAGGUGCCCACCUGCCGCUGGGAGGGGUGGACGUGCUCCUGCCCAUCAAGGUAGCAGGAGGCCCCACGUUUCACAUCCGCCUCCGUGCCAACGUGACUGUGCCAUCCCUCUGCCUCUCCAGGGACAGACUGGAGUUCUCCACUGUCCGGUGUGGGCAGUGCCAGGAAGAAACCGUCCAGCUCCACAAUCAUCUCCAGGUCCCCUGUAAAUGGUUCAUCACCAGGAAUGAACCUGUCAAGAAGGUGGACAAGCACUUGCCAGCCAACGUGCGUCAGAAGCUGCUUCAGGAGUUGAAGACCAAGCUCUGUGUCUUUGAGGCAGUGCCCUCAGCUGGAGCCCUGGCCCCAGGAGAACGAUGCAAUGUGCGAGUCAGGUUUUCACCCAUGGAAGAGAAGUCCUACAGAAGCGAGCUGAAGGUUAACAUCUGCCAGAGCAGCCAGCACCUUCAGCUGCAGGUCCUGGGACAUGGGCUGGAGCCACAGCUGGAGUUCAGCCCCCCAGUGCUGGAGCUGGGACCAGUGCUGCCAUGCAGCUGGGGCGUGGAGGGCACGGUGGUGGUGAAGAACCCCUGCACGUUUCCCAUUGAGUUUUACUCGCUGGAGUUCGAUGAGCAGUACCUCGCUGAGGAGCAGAUCCUCCGGAUGCUGAAGGACUAUGAUUGCCACAACACCUUGUUGCUGCCUCCACGCUCCCCGGGUGAGAAGCUGCCUCCAGAGGUGCUGGAGUUCUAUCAGGACCAGAAGAGGCUGCAGGACGAGCAGGCGAAGUCCACGGCUGGGGAACCAGCAGCAAACAUCGAAGAUGCCCAGUCUCUGUCAGACCAAGGAGGAAAGCACUCUGCUGGGGUGGUGCACACCAUCUCAUCCCAUAGCUCAGUUGUUCCCACCUCCAUUGUUGAUGAAAGCCAGUCCAGCAAGGUGGACUCGAAAUCUGAACAUGGAGAAGAGGAGGAAAGUGUUGAGAGAAGACAUGGGCGAGCAGAGCAUCGGCAGAGCAGCACCAGCAGCAAGGAGGCCCCGGGAGAGGUGGGAGACAGCCCUGUCUGUCGGGCCAUUGCCCGUCACCUCGGCAUCGACACCUCUGCAGAAGGACACGCUGCCCAGCACCGCCGAGGGGUGGUUGUCAUCAUCCAUGGGGCACCCCUGGCAGGCAAGACGUCGGCAGCGGUCGCCCUGUCCAAAUACUACGGGGCUGCCUGCUUGGCCAUGGACACCAUGGUGGCCGAAGCCAUCGGGGACAGGAGCAGCCCUGCGGGGCUCCGUGCCCGGGAGCUGUGCAGGAGAGCUGCCAUCGAGCAGACCCGCCAGGAGACCGAGGAGCCAGGUCCAAGUUCAGGUGCCUCUCUCAGCCAGCAGCUCGGCGCCGAGGCCAAGCGCAGCUUGGACCUGAGCCAGUCCAGCUCUGGGGAGAAGGUCAGCCUCCAGUCUGGUGGCUCCCGUGGCCGGGUGAACACCAUGGCCAGCAAGAAGAAGGUGGAUGGCCAUGCAUCCCUGUCCCAGAAACAGCAGCUGAUGGAUCCCACUGGCUCCCAGGGCUCAUCCAGUUCCCACCUCAUCUCCCCCGGCGUGCCCGCGCGGCACUGGCUGAGCAGCAGCAGCACGGCGGCCGAGCUGGGCUUCAGGAGCUGCCUGCUGCCCGAGGACCUCCUGGUGGCCAUCCUCUUGGAAAGGCUGCAGCUGAGUGACUGCUACAAGGGAGUGGUGUUUGAUGGCCUGGAGACCCUCUUUGCACGCAACGCAGCCUCUGCUCUCCUCUGCCUGCUCAAAGCUGUCAGGAAUCGGCCUCACAUCUAUUUUGUGAACCUGAUCCAGGAUUAUGCUUCUUUGAAGGCCAAGGAGGCAGCUGCUAAAGAACAGGAAGAAUGGGAGCAGGAAGAAGCUGCCAGGAAGGAGAUCACACGUCUCCGGGAGAUGGAUGAGGAUGAGUUUGAUGCCCUCCCUGAGGAGCAGAAAACUCAGCUUAAUGACGCUAUCCGACAAGUCCAGCGUGAGAGGAAGAGGAGGGAGAUGGAACAGCUGGCUCGAGAGCUUGAGGAAAAACACCAGCGGGAGCUAGAACGCUUGAAGGAGGAAGAGAUGAAGAAGAAGUCUAGGAGGGGGAAGAGAGAGCUUGGAAAAGACAAAGAUAAUGUUUUGGGGAAGAAAAGCCAGCUUCUAGUCCGGCAGGUGAGUGGUUGUAACACCAGCAUGUCCCUCCUGUCAGAUGUCACCAAGGGGGUGGACAAGAAGGGACCUGUAAAGGAGCACCCGGACCCUGUUUUGGGUGACAAAGAAGAGAAGAAAAAGCAGAACAAGGUUCCCCUGAUGGACACCUGCCCAGCAGAGGUCAUGCAACCCCCAGAUCCAGAACAGGAGGAAACCAAAGAUGAGGCCCAGAGUGAGAGCGAGAAGAACUUGGCCCUGAGGUUUAAGAUCUACGAGGCAUCGCAGAAGGAUGUCAUGCAUGUUUUGUCACACUGGGACAGGGCCCGUGGUGUCCUGCUGUCCCCUCUGAGUCAGGAGCCAGCAGAAGACCAGCGCCACCACAGGAGCCGGAAGGGCAAAGAGAAGGAACGUCAGGAGCGGCUGGAGAAGGAGCGGCUGGAAAAGCUGAAGGCUCUUGAGUUAUCUCAGCUGGAAGGGAAAGGUGCAGAAGAGUCAGCCAGAGGCCAGGAUGUCAAGGUGCCCUGCUUGGACAUCCAGGUGCUGAGAUCAGAAGAUGUGGCUAGGGCCAUCCUGGAGAGCGGCAAGCUGCCGGUGGCAGAGCAGAUCCUGGAUGAGCUGGGACUGGGUCCCUCAGGGCCUCCAAUUCCCCCCACUGCUUUUUACUCUGUGAUCCGCUACCCAGAGGAGCGGGUGGCCCCUGCAGCAGGAGAAGCUCUCAAGCACUUCAUCUUUGUUGCACCAGAAGGUGCCACUGCAGAGGAGGAGAAGAAGGACACCCGAAGUGUCGCUGAGACCUCUGCUGUGCCUGCGGUGAAGACAUGGCAAGAGGAGGGGCAGGUCACCCCAACCAAGGGCCGGGCAAGGAAGGAGAAAGCCACAGGCAGCCGGGAGGGGGUGAGGGAGAAGCAGAGCCCCGGCCGGGGCAGGAAAGGUCUCCAGGGACCUGGGAUGGGAGCAUCCACAUGUCUCCCUGAGGUGGACCAAAGCAGCAGGGACACCAUCCUGUCACCGAGGAGACCCGUCAGGCUGAGCAGCUGCCGGUGGAUAGUGCCUGCCCACGGCGAGGUGGAACUGAAGGUCCACUUCAGCUCCACGGUGCUGGGCCAGUUUGAUCAGACGUUGCAUUUUGAGCUCCUGGGGACAAACCGAGGGUACCAGCUGCACUGCAGGGGCACUUGCCUGUAUCCCACCAUUAGCCAGGACCCACGGGUGGUGUUCCCUCACUGGAGGAAGAGCAAGGCAGAUGAUGACAUCAUCUUCAAGCAGUAUGUCAUGAACACGGGUGUGUUCCACUUUGGACCACUGCUGUGUGGGAAGUCAAGAGACUG